UAAGAAGAAAAGCCGCCAAAACGCCGUACCACACGAAAAUGGAACGUAAACUGCUAUACGCCUUUCGAGGCUGGAUAGCAUUUGUGGCCUUUAUGGAUUUGGGCACAGCAUUUCGUAGCUAUAUUGAGCGACGAAGUUUUCUCGACCAUGCCGAUACACAAUUCAUCGAAGGAGAUUAUACGGUAUCGCGUAUUAUUGGAAUGUAUUGUUUGCUUAAGGCUUUAGCUUUGGUGCACUGUACUCUAUAUAUACACUAUAGGCCGGUGGUCAGCAUGGGCGGAUGUUCAUUGGCCCUGACAUUGGUCCUAUAUCUAACCGAAACAUUAUACUUUCAAUCGUGUACAUUAAAUUUCUAUGUCAUAUUUCCAUGUGUCUUAAAUUCCAUAACCCUUUUAGCUCUGAUGUAUAUACCCAAACGUUUACGUUUAUGGGAGCCAAGUUUGGAUUUGGAUGAUGAAAAUACACAAUUAUUGAAACAGAUGACUGGAUUCAAGCGGAGGCGUGCCAAGAAAAAUCAAUAGAAUCAUUUGACCUAA
Messenger RNA from Musca vetustissima, 536 nucleotides. RefSeq lists its product as uncharacterized. Bases 39 to 521 code for a protein of 160 amino acids. Lineage: Eukaryota; Metazoa; Arthropoda; Insecta; Diptera; Muscidae. Gene Ontology annotation, cellular component: membrane; endoplasmic reticulum. The transcript is spliced from 4 exons. Gene Ontology annotation, molecular function: protein-macromolecule adaptor activity. The record is from RefSeq and is a predicted model, not a curated record.